CACUUCUUCUGUGUAUUGUCUGCUCUGUAGUUGGACAGUUCCUUGCCCUUGACACUAUUUUACGAGUGUUAGAUACCUAACACCAGGAACCAUGGGCAAGCCCGUUAAGGCGUCGGGCAAGGAGCUGAAGGCCAAGCAGGAGGCGACAAAGCUGGAGAAGAAGAAGGUGCCCGAGCCUUCUGACUCUGACGACUCCGAGUCUGAUGACUCCGAGGACUCGGAUGAUGCUCCCGCGCCCGUGAAGAAGGGCGCGGCGCCCGCGAAGGCGCCUGCCAAGAAGGUGGAGUCUUCCGAUGACGACAGCGACAGCGACGACGACAGCGAGGAGGAGGAGAAGGCCCCCGCCAAGAAGGCUGCUCCUGCCGCCAAGGCCAAGGCUGCUGAGAGCAGCGACGACAGCGAUGACGACGAGAGCAGCGACGAGGAGCCCCCGGCCAAGAAGGGCAAGGCCGCCGCUGCCCCUGCCGCCAAGAAGGCCGCUGCCAAGAAGGAGGAGUCUGAUGACAGCGACGACGACAGCAGCGAGGAGGAGGAGGCCCCUGCUAAGAAGGCCGCCCCCGCCGCCGCUGCCAAGAAGGCCCCGGCCAAGAAGGAGGAGUCUUCUUCCGAGGAGGAGAGCGAUGACGAUGAGGAUGAGAGCAGCGAGGAGGAGGCCCCCAAGAAGGCUGCCCCUGCUAAGAAGGCGGCCAAGGAGUCUGACAGCGAUGAUGAUGAUGAGAGCAGCGAGGAGGAGUCGGAUGACGAUGAGGAGAUGGAGGAGGCUAAGCCCGCCAAGGGCGCCGCUGCCGGCGACAAGCGCAAGGUCCAGGAGGAGGACGAGGAGGAGGAGGAGGAGGCUCCCAAGGCCGCUCCCCAGAAGAAGCAGCGUCUGGAUCUGGAGGGCAACGCCGCGGCCACUGGCGGCGAGAGCAACACUGUGUUUGUUGGCAACAUGAGCUGGAACACCACCGAGGACAGCCUGCGCGAGCACUUCAAGGGCUGCGGCGAGAUUGUCCACGUUCGUCUGGGCAUGGACCCCAACACUGGCCGCUCCAAGGGCUUUGCCCACGUGGAGUUUGCGGACCCCUCCCAAGCCAAGAAGGCCACCUCCAAGGCCGGCAGCGAGCUGGACGGCCGCAACAUCAAGGUGGAGGUCGCGGCGCCGCGUGCUCCCCGGGAGAGCUUUGGCGCUGCUGGCGGCCGCGGCGGCGGCGACUCUGACGGCACCACGGUGUUCGUGAAGGGCUUUGACACCAGCUACGGCUCUGAGGACGAGAUCCGUGAGGCGCUGCAGGAGACCUUUGGCUCGUGCGGUGAGAUCAAGAGCAUCCGCCUGCCUUCGGACCGCGAGGCUGGCACCCUGAAGGGCUUUGCCUACAUUGAGUUCGGCUCCACCGAGGCUAAGAACGCCGCUGGUGAGCUGGACGGGACAGAGGCGGCCGGCGGCUACCUGAAGGUUGACAUCAACGUGCAGAGGCGUGACGGGCCAGGCGGCCGUGGUGGCCGCGACGGCGGCCGCGGUGGCCGUGGCGGCGGCCGGGGCUUUGGCGGUCGCGAUGGCGGCCGUGGCGGUGGCCGGGGCUUUGGCGGGCGUGACGGCGGCCGCGGCGGCCGUGGCGGGAGAGGAGGCCGUGACGGCGGCCGCGGCUUCGGUGGUCGCGGUGGCGGCCGGGGCUUCGGUGGCCGCGGUGGCAUGCGGAUUGACUCCGGUGCCGGCAGCGGCAAGAAGAUGUCGUUCGACGAUUAGACGAACAGUGGAUUAGUUCGUUGGCGCUGAGAACUCGAACGAGGAAACGAGGACCACCACCUUGUUUACGGUGUCAAUGGACGGGUCUGCGCUCGUUGGGGAAGUGAGCCCUGGUUUUGGCCUUGGAAAGGGGUUAGGGGUAUAGGGGUGCGAAAUGGGUCUUGUUUGGAGGCAUCAUGCCUUUUUAUUACACAGUACUAGAAAUGCGCUUGUGUUGAAAUGUGGUGGUACAGUUUAGGGAGAUACCUUGCACGUAACUCUUUACUUGAUAGGCUACAGUAGACUAUCGGCGCAUGGCGCAUGGACAGAACCGUGGAUUCAGGCGGAGCGGAAAGGUUUCAUGACGGUUCUGAAUUGCCUCAAUUGUACAAGGUUUGUUUUGUUUAGUCAACUUGGUUUUUGUUUCCGUUGGCGGGCAUCGCUUUUGUUCGUCGGCGACAGCCACCGUGAGCUCUACUGGUCUGUCCCUGCCAGGGGGUAUUUCACGAGCAGCCGGGUCGUGGAGGUGUGGGUGAUAAAAUGGUUUGUCGUUGGGCCGUAAAGGCUCCCUUGGUGCAAUAUGACGGAAUUGCAAAAGUACGGGUGUCGUACACGUGCAGCAGAACUUGAUGAUUUAACAUGGCUAGCGAGUGAGCGCUGCGGAGUGCUUCUCCGAAAGACCUGAAAUGUCUUGUCCUGAUGUAACGUGACCUGCUGGUA
This is a messenger RNA of Astrephomene gubernaculifera, 2425 nucleotides long. The record is from the annotation of a GenBank genome assembly. NCBI's taxonomy places the organism in Eukaryota, Viridiplantae, Chlorophyta, Chlorophyceae, Chlamydomonadales, Astrephomenaceae.